Molecule: messenger RNA, 555 nt
Organism: Vicia villosa (hairy vetch)
Lineage: Eukaryota; Viridiplantae; Streptophyta; Magnoliopsida; Fabales; Fabaceae
Exons: 1
Coding region: 1-555 (184 amino acids)
Source: RefSeq, a predicted model, not a curated record
AUGGCUGCACUUGGUAAAUUCAAGAUGAUGAAAGUCUAUGAAGCACUGAAGCAAGAGAGCAACACUGUUGAAUGGUAUCAGGUGCUGGCACAUAACUUUGCCCGGCCAAGAGCAAAAACUAUCCUUUGGUUGGCUUGUCAAGAUAGGUUACCUACUAAAACUAGAUUCAAAAAGUUUGGUAUAUUGCAGCAUUCCUUAUGUGAACUUUGCAAUAAGGCUGAUGAGGAUCGUGACCAUAUAUUGUUCGAAUGUCAGGAUUCAAAGAGCAUUUGGAGUACUGUGCUUGAUUGGAUGAAAGUGCAGGUUCCUAGCAGACUGGAUCUUACCUGGAUUUUGAGGAAAUCUAAAGGCAAGGGCUGGAAAAUGGGAAUACUUAAGGCUGUUAUAACUGAAACAUGUUAUAACAUCUGGAUGUAUAGAAAUUCAAAGAUUUUUGGUGAAGAGGGUAUAGUUAGAGAUAGACAGUUGGUAACUAGAAACAUUACAGAUACUAUUGUCUAUAGAGGGUGGAUGAAACCCAAAUAUAGGACUCAUAUAGUUAAUAACCUCAUGUAA